AGCUGGCUAGAGCUUGUCAGCUGAUUUACUGCACUGGAGAGUGGGGCACAGGGGCAGAGAGCCCUGGGUACCCCCUUCCCCGCGAGCAGGGGCCAGGGCCGGGCCACGCACCACAGACUGCGGCAAGAUCGGGUCUUGCCUGUACAGGAGUGAAAGCAAAAUGGCAGGAAACAGCCUUGUUCUACCAAUCGUGCUUUGGGGUCGCAAAGCUCCCACACACUGCAUAUCAGCCAUACUGUUAAUGGAUGAUGUUUCAAUGAUUGUCACAGGAUGUCAUGAUGGACAGAUAUCUCUCUGGGACCUUUCAUUAAAUCUAGAAAUUAAUCCCAGAGCGCUGCUGUUUGGUCACACAGCUUCAAUUACAUGUUUGUCCAAAGCCUCUGCUUCCAGUGAAAAACAGUAUAUAGUGAGUGCAUCUGAAAGUGGGGAGAUGUGUCUGUGGGAUGUGAAUGAUGGGAGAUGUAUAGAAUUUACAAAACUCGCCUGCACCCAUACUGGAAUACAGUUCUACCAGUUCACAGUUGGGACUCAGCGUGAAGGCAGGCUACUGUGUCAUGGCCAUUACCCAGAAAUUCUUGUUGUGGAUGCUACCAGUCUCGAGGUUCUUUAUUCCUUAGUGUCAAAGAUUUCUCCCGACUGGAUCAGCUCCAUGAGUAUUAUUCGAUCCCAUAGAACACAAGAGGAUACUGUCGUAGCAGUUUCAGUGACUGGUAUUCUGAAAGUGUGGAUUGUAACUUCUGAAGUUAGUCGGAUGCAGGAUACGGAACCAGUAUUUGAGGAGGAGUCUAAACCAAUUUAUUGUCAAAACUGCCAAAGCAUUUCUUUCUGUGCAUUUACCCAACGAUCACUUUUGGUAGUGUGCUCCAAAUACUGGAGGGUUUUUGAUGCUGGAGAUUAUUCCUUGUUAUGUUCAGUUCCCAGUGAAAAUGGACAAACGUGGACUGGCGGUGACUUUGUAUCAGCUGAUAAAGUGAUCAUAUGGACAGAAGAUGGACAAAGUUUUAUUUACAAACUACCAGCCAGUUGCCUACCAGCUAGUGAUACGUUUCGCAGUGAUGUGGGAAAAGCUGUUGAAAAUUUAAUUCCUCCUUUACUGUUCAGUGUAUUGGACCGAGCAGAUAAACAGCUGCUUAUCUGUCCCCCUAUUACUCGAUUCUUCUAUGGACGCAGGGAGUAUUUCCAUAAACUUCUAAUCCAGGGAGAUUCUUCAGGGAGACUGUGUAUUUGGAAUGUGCCAGAUACACUUGAACUGCAAGACAACACACAAGGACUCCAAAUGACAACUUCAACUUCUCUGCAAGAAGCUUUUUGUAAACUUACUCCUCGUCCUGCUGGAAUUAUAGACCAAUUAAGCUUAAUACCAAACAGUAACGAACCACUUAAAGUUACAGCCAGCGUGUAUAUCCCAGCACAUGGACGCCUGGUUUGUGGUCGUGAAGAUGGAAGCAUUGUUAUUGUGCCAGCAACUCAAACUGCAAUAGUUCAGCUUCUGCAAGGAGAGCAUAUGCUCAGGAGAGGUUGGCCACCUCACAGAAAUCUCCGGGCUCAUCGGAACAAAGUUACAUGUUUACUGUAUCCUCAUCAGGUCUCGUCUCGUUAUGACCAAAGAUACUUGAUCUCAGGUGGUGUGGAUUUCUCAGUCAUUAUAUGGGACAUCUUUUCUGGAGAAAUGAAACACAUCUUCUGUGUCCAUGGUGGAGAGAUUACGCAGCUUCUAGUUCCACCAGAAAACUGUAGUGCAAGAGUCCAGCACUGCAUCUGCUCAGUAGCCAGUGACCAUUCAGUAGGACUUUUGAGUUUGCGAGAGAAAAAGUGCAUUAUGCUGGCAUCUCGUCACCUUUUCCCUAUUCAAGUAAUAAAGUGGAGGCCUUCAGAUGAUUACCUGGUGGUGGGAUGUGCAGACGGAUCUGUGUACGUCUGGCAAAUGGAUACUGGUGCACUGGAUCGUUGUGUGAUGGGGAUAACGGCAGUCGAAAUCUUGAAUGCUUGUGAUGAGGCAGUUCCAGCUGCAGUAGAUUCCCUUAGUCACCCAGCCGUCAAUCUAAAACAGGCUAUGACUAGACGUAGCCUUGCUGCUCUAAAAAAUGUGGCCCAUCAGAAACUACAGACUCUUGCUACUAACCUUCUGGCUUCUGAAGCAUCUGACAAAGGGAAUUUGCCUAAAUAUUCACACAAUUCUCUGAUGGUUCAAGCCAUAAAGACUAACCUAACAGAUCCAGAUAUACAUGUGCUCUUCUUUGAUGUAGAAGCUCUGAUUAUUCAGCUACUGACUGAAGAAGCCUCUAGGCCUAAUACUGCACUCAUUUCCCCAGAGAAUUUACAGAAAGCAUCUGGCAGUUCUGAUAAGGGGGGGUCUUUUCUGGCUGGCAAACGAGCAGCAGUGCUCUUCCAGCAAGUCAAGGAAACGAUCAAAGAGAACAUAAAAGAACAUCUUCUUGAUGAUGAAGAUGAGGAUGAAGAAUCAAUGAGACAGAGAAGGGAAGACAGUGACCCAGAAUAUCGCUCCAGCAAAUCUAAACCAUUAACCCUAUUAGAGUAUAAUCUAACCAUGGACACAGCAAAGCUUUUUAUGUCCUGUCUUCAUGCCUGGGGUUUGAAUGAAGAUCUAGAUGAUGUUUGUCUUGAUCGCCUUGGCAUGCUUAAACCACACUGUUCUGUGUCCUUUGGUCUGCUAUCUAGAGGAGGCCACAUGUCUCUGAUGCUUCCAGGAUAUAACCAGUCCCUACGCAAACCAUCAUAUGGUAGUGUGGAAGUAGGAAGGAAAAUGUCCAUUACAGAGGGACUAGGAAGGGGGACAUAUGGAGUAUCACGUGCAGUCACUACUCAGCAUCUCCUGUCUAUUAUCUCUUUGGCGAAUACUUUGAUGAGUAUGACUAAUGCAACGUUUAUUGGAGACCAUAUGAAGAAGGGUCCAAUCAGACCUCCUAGGCCAGGCACCCCAGAUUUGUCUAAAAUGAAGGCUCCCCCACCAGCUUCCAGUAAUGCAGCUCAAGGGCAAAUUAAACAAGUUGCUCCUGCUGUUUCUUCUAGCACUGAAGCUGAUCGCUCUGGCUCUGACCCUGCUCCUACUUUACGUAGCUGUUUCUUAGUAAAUGAAGGAUGGAGUCAACUAGCUGCUAUGCAUUGUGUUAUGCUCCCUGACCUGUUGGGACUGGAGAAAUUUAGACCGCCUCUUCUUGAGAUGCUAGCUCGCAGGUGGCAGGAUCGAUGCUUGGAGGUAAGGGAAGCUGCCCAGGCCUUACUGUUAGCAGAAUUGAGAAGAAUUGAACAGGCAGGGCGGAAAGAAACAAUUGAUGCUUGGGCUCCAUAUUUACCACAAUAUAUUGACAGUAUUAUAUCACCUGGAGUGACAGCGGAAGCCAUUCAAACUGGUAGUGCAAGUCCAGAUUCAUCAGGGUCAGAAGUCAAAGUUCAGGAAGAAGAGCAUGAUCUUGUUGAUGAUGACAUCACAGCAGGUUGUCUGUCUGGUCUCCCACAAAUGAAAAAAAUAUCUACAUCUUAUGAAGAGAGACGGAAGCAAGCCACUGCUAUUGUCUUGCUAGGAGUGAUUGGAGCAGAAUUUGGAGCUGAAAUUGAACCUCCAAAACUGUUGACGAGGCCACGCAGUUCCAGUCAAAUUCCUGAGGGAUUUGGUUUAACUAGUGGUGGAUCAAACUAUUCCUUGGCAAGACAUACUUUUUUUAUCCUGUUUUGUAUGGUAGGUAAAGCUUUGACAUUCCUUCUGCUGCAACCACCAAGCCCCAAACUUCCUCCACACAGCACCAUCCGCAGAACUGCCAUUGAUCUGAUUGGGCGAGGUUUUACAGUAUGGGAGCCUUACAUGGAUGUCUCCGCUGUAUUAAUGGGCCUUUUGGAGCUCUGUGCUGAUGCUGAGAAGCAACUUUCAAACAUCACAAUGGGGCUGCCUCUGAGUCCAGCAGCUGACUCCGCCCGCUCUGCACGACAUGCUCUCUCACUCAUUGCCACUGCCAGACCACCCGCCUUCAUAACAACUAUCGCCAAGGAGGUGCAUAGACACACUGCGCUGGCAGCAAACACUCAGUCUCAACAGAAUAUUCACACCACAGCUCUUGCUCGGGCUAAAGGAGAGAUCCUAAGAGUAAUCGAAAUACUAAUAGAUAAAAUGCCCACAGACGUUGUGGAUCUUCUUGUAGAGGUUAUGGACAUCCUCAUGUACUGCCUUGAAGGAUCCUUAGUCAAAAAAAAGGGACUUCAGGAAUGCUUUCCAGCCAUCUGCAGGUUCUACAUGGUCAGCUAUUAUGAGCGGAGUCACAGAAUAGCAGUUGGAGCUCGCCAUGGUUCAGUGGCCCUGUACGACAUCCGGACUGGAAAAUGUCAGACUAUCCAUGGCCAUAAAGGGCCAAUAACAGCUGUGGCUUUUGCUCCUGAUGGACGGUACCUUGCCACUUAUUCCAACACAGACAGUCACAUCUCCUUUUGGCAGAUGAACACCUCUCUUUUGGGAAGUAUUGGAAUGCUGAAUUCUGCACCUCAGCUCCGCUGUAUUAAAACAUACCAGGUGCCUCCUGUCCAGCCUGCCUCACCAGGUUCACACAAUGCACUCAAACUGGCACGGCUGAUCUGGACUUCCAAUCGCAAUGUUAUUCUUAUGGCGCAUGAUGGCAAAGAACAUCGAUUUAUGGUCUAGAGUCAGGCUCUCUAUUGCUAGAAAUACAUUUUUUGUUGUAAAAUUCCCUAUAAUUCUCUCUUUCUCUGUUCUUUUGUAACACUGGAUUACCCACACCAGUGCCUAUAUAAAUCAUCCAGUGGGACCAGCCAGACUGCAACAUUUCUGCAUGGUUCCCUAGAGCAUUUGAAUCUUGCUUGUGCCAGCUAUUGAUUCAGAGGUAUGCCCACCAGCUCAACCAAGUGUGGUUAUUCUAUCAUCAUGUAGUUUUUCCUUGCCGUUGAUAGGAGGGACGAAGAUGGCUAUUGGGAAUGCUCUUGUUGCU
Malaclemys terrapin pileata is the source of this 4952-nucleotide messenger RNA. It is a transcript of the gene WDR7, whose product is annotated as WD repeat domain 7. NCBI's taxonomy places the organism in Eukaryota, Metazoa, Chordata, Testudines, Emydidae. Gene Ontology annotation, molecular function: protein binding. The transcript has 28 exons. The record is from RefSeq and is a predicted model, not a curated record. Gene Ontology annotation, cellular component: cytoplasm. Bases 161 to 4648 code for a protein of 1495 amino acids.